AUGGACAGGGGUAAGGGAGCAACCAUUGAGUCAUCUGCCGGUACACGAGAGUUCAUUAAAUGGACUAAGGACAUGGAUGCUAGGCUUUUGCAUUCUAUGAUCGAGGAGACUCGUUUGGGUAAUAGGAUUGAUGGCAGCUGGACCACCCAAACGUAUAAUAACAUGGUUCAAUACCUUCAUAGUUGUGGUUAUGUUAAUGUUAGUAAAAAUAAUGUCAAAAAUCGUCAAAAGGUAUUGAAAGACAGAUGGCGUGAGGUUCAUGACCUCUUUGGUGGAUUGAGCGGUUUUGGUUGGAACGCCGUAACUAUGAGAUUUGAAGCUGAGGACGAAGUGUGGGCUGACCUCAUUCAGUCGAGGCCAAAUGCAACAAAUUGGAGAGUGAAUAGCAUCAGACACUACGAUUUAAUGGUCGAGUUAUGGGCUGCGGAUCGAGCAACUGGGAGUGGUGUAAGGACCGCUCGACAAGCGCGUCGUCAGCGGGUUGCGCCUCGUGUACAGGUUGAUUUGAAUCAGAAUGUGGAGUACAUUCCUGAAGAGCCUACCUAUCAGGAGUAUAGAGACCCAACUCCACCAUCACCUCCUUCAUCCGUUGAUGAGUAUAGUCCAGGGCAGACUCAAUCUGUGCCAUCCGUUCCAUCUGGAGGAACAUCAUCCUCACGAGGUUCAAAAAGGAAGGCACCUAUGGUCGAUGUGAUAGAUGCCCAAUUUGAUAAGUUGACCACUAGCCUCGAUGGUUUCACAAAUGUACUUGACUCUACAAAUGUUCACUUCGGUGUAAUUUCUGGUGCUGUCGUGCGUCAAGUCUCAGCUAUGGAAGAUAGAAAUCAAAUACUCCGUCGCAACUCCACAUACACAUACACAGAGGGUGACAUUUAUGAAAUGUUGAGUGCUAUGAAUAUUGCUGAUGAAAACUUGCUCGAUCAAUGUUAUGAUUUCUUAUGUUCAAACCCCACAUGUACAAAGAGGUUAAUGGGACUUCCACCGCACAAGAGGUGGAACAAGUUAUGUAAAAUGAUCUCUGGUGGUGAAUGUUAG
Molecule: messenger RNA, 1035 nt
Organism: Vigna angularis (adzuki bean)
Lineage: Eukaryota; Viridiplantae; Streptophyta; Magnoliopsida; Fabales; Fabaceae
Exons: 2
Coding region: 1-1035 (344 amino acids)
Source: RefSeq, a predicted model, not a curated record